AUGUGUCGACUUCCUGUCAUGAAAAACGUAAACACAAAUAAUAAAGUUGGCACCAGUUUUUCAUUUUAGAACAGAACAGACGAUCUAACCACGUCAACUACAUUAAAAAAAUACCCGACUGAGAUGCAUAAAAACAAACCAAUACCUGAACGACCUAAACCACCGUCCUUUAAAGAAAUAAUCGAAGAUGUAGAUAGUGCUCCAAAUGACGACGUGGUCUUCUCUCCAUAUUCCUCUUCUGAUGAUAUUAAAGAAAAGUCUACAGCUUUAGAAGAAUCCUAUUUGGAAACAUCUGAGUUGAAUAUUGAGAAUGAAAGCCCACAGGAUGAGGCAUAUGAUCAGGCAGUUGAGUUUAUAAAACUUACAAACAAGUUAGAAAGUGCACCAACAUUACUUGAUGAACAGUUCAGAAGACUACAAGAACUUAAGUCAGAAGUUUCAAAAUCUAUAAACAAACUUAAAGAAUCAUCAGAGGCAUUGCAGUCUUAGCAUACAAUGUAUUUGAUUGUUAAAAUGCUUCAAAAUCGUGAUAGUGUUCAUUAGAAAUAUUUAUAAAUAUGAAAAGUGGUGAAUGUUGUUUAAUAGUUUUAAUAUUUAUUUUUGAUGUCUUAGUAAUGAUGUAUUAUGAAAUUAAAAGGUAUAUACAUGUACAUAAUAUGAAUGUACAACUUAAAAUAAAUGGUUACUGUGAAUUAAGCAAAAAGUCUAUACCAGCAUACAACAAUGUACAAAUGAAAUAAAGUUAGACUGAAAAUCAA
This is a messenger RNA of Mytilus trossulus (common blue mussel), 758 nucleotides long. RefSeq names its product UPF0449 protein C19orf25 homolog. The transcript has 2 exons. Lineage: Eukaryota; Metazoa; Mollusca; Bivalvia; Mytilida; Mytilidae. The record is from RefSeq and is a predicted model, not a curated record. Bases 124 to 489 code for a protein of 121 amino acids.